AUGGGUAGCGAUCUUAUGAAAGUUUUAAAGCAUAAAUUGCCUAAAUGGUUUACUUUAUCAUUUUCAGAUAAAGAUUUAGCAAGUUUUCCGAAGUUAUUCUAUCUUGAUGACUAUAAACGUUGCCUCGCUAAGGAUAAUGGACUAUACUGUCUCGGCAGCUUCGACCUCGCCCCGGCAUCGAACCCACACCCCACUUACGACUUGAUGAAGGCCUUCUCGGACGAGUCGUAUCGACAUUUCAAUCGUACUCGGAUACAUAGAGGCUACUGCGUUAGCGAACGAUGUCCGACAUCCAACAAUCAUGCUUCGUCCCACUUGAGAAUAAAUAUUUCGUCCCAAACCACUUCACAACGCUUCGAACAAUGCGUCAAUCGCUACGCACAACGAAGUUCACUACGCGCUUCGCUACGAGAACUGCAUUAUUGUCGUAGUCACUCUGACGCUACGACUGAACAAUCUCCAACGACCGCAGAUCUUACGUUUACUAGAGUUGUGUAUGCCAUCAUAAUCCUUAAUAUUAUAUCGACAAUUUAUGAUGUGUACACAGAAGAUGGACCCAACAAAAGCAAAUUAUUAACAACAUUUUCUAUACCAGAAAAUUACCGACGGCUUACAGUAUUCAGAGAGAGUAGCGACCCUAGGCUGUCUAUAUUGACACCUAUGCAAGGAAUCAGAAUCAUGUCGCUGGGUUUCACAACAUACGCACACGCCAGCGUCUUGCACUUUUCGUUCUACAUAAAUAAUCCCGAGUACCUGGAGGAGUUGACACAAAGAGUUGACGGUAUCUACUUGUCAAGCGGGACCUCAUUGACACAGAGCUUCGUCAUGAUUUCCUGUUUCCUGACCGGCUACAACCUCCUGUUGUUCUCCGAGAAACAAGAUCUCAAUAUGAGUCUACUUCCAAUGUGUAUUAUCAAACGCGUUAUCAGAAUUAGUCCAGUCCACAUGCUUGUGGUAGGAUACGCAGCGACGUGGUGGAUGCAAUCCCGUGACGGACCUUUCGUACCCACCACAAUAGGUCUGGACAGCGAAGCCUGCAGGGCCAGGUUUUGGUCACAUUUCUUCUACAUUAAUAACAUAGUGGACCCUAAAGACUACUGCCUUUGUCCCACGUGGUUUUUGCCAGUAGAUAUGCACAUGUAUAUCCUCGCAUGUGCGCUUACACUCCUGCUGUGGCGUCGGCGCAGCUUGGCUGUCAAGAUCUACCUAGUUCUGCUGGUCGCCUCCUGUUUGCUAAUCGCUGUUGUGGUGUACAUCAAUGAUUAUAAAACUCUGACUUUAUUUGCCACACCUGAACAAAUACGCAGAGUAUUCCGGGAUAAUCGGUCGUUCACUGAAUUCUACAUGUCUUCGUGGAGUGCCCUACCAUCUUGCUUCAUGGGAUUGAUUCUGGCUCAUAUCCAGUACGAAAUCAUCAAAGGAAAGAUUAAACUUUCCCAGUACAGAUGGUUCGUGAUCUUGCACUACAUAUCUUUUCCUCUACUUUUCGUAUUCUCGUUGACCGGAUAUUACGCUCGCUCACAAACAUCUUUAGGCUUUAGCAUCGCGUACACUACUCUGGACAGACCUGCCUUUUGCCUUCUCAUGGCUAUCACUUUGCUUGGAUUCUUCAAUGUUGACUCUCCAAUGAAAAGGUUUUAUAGCUGGCCUAUUUGGAGUAUAAUGGCUAAAAUGUCUCUAACGGUUAUGCUCUUACAUUGGUGCGUGGGUAUAACGAUAGGAACCAGAUCCCUUGCGUACAACACAUCGUUAACCGACACAACGGUGGAUUGGGUGGCCACAAACUUAAUAACAAUCUUCGUAGCAGUACCAGUAACGGUUAUGCUGGAAAUUCCAGCACAAAGAUUUUUUGAAAAGUUGUUAUUUACAUAG
Trichoplusia ni (cabbage looper) is the source of this 1872-nucleotide messenger RNA. RefSeq names its product O-acyltransferase like protein-like. The transcript has 12 exons. The record is from RefSeq and is a predicted model, not a curated record. Gene Ontology annotation, molecular function: acyltransferase activity, transferring groups other than amino-acyl groups. Lineage: Eukaryota; Metazoa; Arthropoda; Insecta; Lepidoptera; Noctuidae. The coding region runs from base 1 to 1872 and encodes 623 amino acids.